GAAGCAAGUGGUUUUCAUUCUUGCGUUGGUGGCAGUGUGCCACUGCAACCUGUUUGCAUCAGAAACACUACUCAAACUCUCCGACAUCCUUAAAGCAAUGAACCUUGAGGAGAUGGUGCAAAGCAGUACGGCUCACAAAUUUGGUGCAAGUUUCUUCAAGUACUACUCUGACGACCUCCUCCCUUUACAGUUCCAACUGUGGAAAGAGCACGCUGGUCGAGACUACGAGAGUAGCGAGGAGCACUCUGAGAGGCAAGGAAUCUGGUCCAAGAACGUGAAGCUCAUCCACGAGCACAACCAACAGAACAAGUCCUACUCUCUUGCUAUCAAUCACCUUGGUGACUUGACUCACGAUGAGUACAAGAACAUACUGUUAGGAACAAAGAUUAACAUGAAAGGAAAGAUGCCACUGGGAGGAAUACGAAUACCAUUUGUUCCGAACCUACCUGCAUCAGUAGACUGGAGAGAUCAAGGCUACGUUACACCCGUCAAGAACCAGGGACAAUGUGGAUCAUGCUGGUCCUUCAGCAGCACCGGAGCAAUGGAGGGAGCACACAUGAAAAAACAUGGAAGUCUGGUCUCACUCAGCGAGCAGAACCUUGUGGAUUGUUCUGGAAGCUAUGGCAACUAUGGUUGUAACGGGGGCCUCAUGGACAACGCUUUCCAAUAUGUUAUUGAUAACGGCGGACUAGACUCUGAGACUUCAUAUCCUUAUCAGGGAGAGGAGCUGACAUGUGAGUACAAUGCAAAUACCACCGCAAUAAAACUAGUAUCUUUCUCUGACGUUGCACCUGGUUCUGAGGAAGCACUGAAGGCAGCAGUAGCUGGCAAUGGACCUGUUUCUAUCGCUAUUGAUGCGUCACAUUACUCAUUCCAGUUCUACAAUGAAGGUGUGUAUGAUGAACCAGCAUGCAGCAGCGAACAGCUCGACCAUGGAGUUCUGACUGUGGGAUACGGGAGUUCAGAUGACGGCCAGGACUACUGGAUUGUAAAGAACUCGUGGAGUGAGAACUGGGGAGUUGGAGGUUACGUUAUGAUGUCCAGGAACAAGGGGAACCAGUGUGGGGUCGCUUCUGCUGCUAGCUUCCCCAUCGCUGUUUGAUCAUGUGACACGAGACCUGAUCACGUGAUACGAGACCAGAUCACGAGAUACGAGACCUGAUCACUGAUCACGUUAAGGAUUCCUGUAAUGACUCAAAAUGACUCUACUGCCAAGAUACUGUAUCAUAUGACAUAAUUUAUAUUUUUAUAAUAUAUCAAAUUAAGGUUAUUCUUUGAUUCGGAUUAUGAUUCAUUUUCGAGAAAAAAGGAUCUUACAUUAGGGGUGGGCACGGAUAGCAAUAUUUUUGGGUGAUGUCAUGAAUUUUUAAACGGCCCUGUUUUUUGGGUAAAGGGACCUCCAAAAUUAAAAAAUAACUUGGUUUGGGGUCAAAAAAGCCCAAAAUAAAUAUUUCCCGCUCCGUUUUCGGUUAGCGGGAGGGUCAUUUUUGACGUUUUUGACUAAAAUUGGCUUUAUUUAAUUCAUUUUCACCUUUUACACCUCAUUGUUACCCAUGAUUGUGAAUCAUUAUUGACAAACCAGGUAGGGUGAAUGAUUUCAGCCAUCUAAAAAUUUUCUGAAGAUCCCCAGGGUGCCUGUAUCCAUGGAAACGGGUCGUUUUGAAAAAAAAUUAAGCGAAAUCAGCCAAAAUGUUUGUUUUUACCCUUUUUUGCCACUCUAAGACUUUUAACAUGGCCAAAAGUAUCCAGAAAGACCAUUAUUGUACAUUGUAACUUGUAUAUCAACUAUAAUAGGUAUAAAAACAUGAUGUUAGGUGUUUUAGUGGUAUUUUUGGGCCUUAGCAACGCCUAGCAACGGGGCGUUUUAGGCAUUUUAGAGGUUAAUACAUGUCAUUUUAAUAUCUUACACUCUAUUGUUACUAAUGAAUGUUGAUUAUUAUUAACAUACCAGGUAGGGUUGAUGAUUUCAAGCUUCCAGAGCUCAUCUGGAGGCAUAUUGGGUGCCCGUAACUGUGGAAACUCGUCUUUUUUACGAAAAAUUGAGAUUUCAGUGAAAAUUAGGGUUUUUUAUAACUUUAUGAAUUAUGAUCCAUAAAUAUUAUACUACGUAGUUAUCCUUUAUAAACCCUAUGACAGUUGUGUAUUGGGAGAUAAAAUGGUAACUAAUGUCUAACACUUCAGGGAGAUAAGUUUUCCCACUAUUUAGGCCCCUAGCAACCCAUAGCAACGACGAUUUACAUGCAAAAAAAGGCAUAAAAUACCACUAUUUGACCCAAAACUGCUGAAAAUUGACCUGGGUCAUGGUAACAACGGUUUAAAACAGUAAAGUGACUACAAUUAAACUAUUGAUGUUAGGGUUCCUCACUAUGUAGGGCAUAGGCCCAUAGCAACCAAUAGCAACACCUAGUUACGUGACACGAGUAAAAACUAGAAUGUCAAAUUUUCAACAAUUGUUCAAUUUUAUGUUACAAUAUCAAAUAAACUAUUUUAG
Messenger RNA from Bolinopsis microptera, 2491 nucleotides. Its product is annotated as procathepsin L-like. Gene Ontology annotation, cellular component: lysosome. The record is from RefSeq and is a predicted model, not a curated record. NCBI's taxonomy places the organism in Eukaryota, Metazoa, Ctenophora, Tentaculata, Lobata, Bolinopsidae. The coding region runs from base 98 to 1102 and encodes 334 amino acids. The transcript is spliced from 10 exons. Gene Ontology annotation, molecular function: cysteine-type endopeptidase activity.